Messenger RNA from Aureococcus anophagefferens, 2251 nucleotides. RefSeq lists its product as hypothetical. The transcript has a single exon. Bases 127 to 2226 code for a protein of 699 amino acids. Gene Ontology annotation, biological process: branched-chain amino acid biosynthetic process. Gene Ontology annotation, molecular function: dihydroxy-acid dehydratase activity. The record is from RefSeq and is a predicted model, not a curated record. NCBI's taxonomy places the organism in Eukaryota, Pelagophyceae, Pelagomonadales, Pelagomonadaceae.
GCGCGCCGGCCGACCGCGACGAAGUAAGUCCAAGCCACUGCAUUUGACGUCGCAGUGCGCGCGCGCGAGGGCGCCUCGACGUGCGAGGGACCCCGCAGCAAGUCGCAGUAGUCCGCAAAAACGACCAUGCGCCAAAUCCUGGUCCUCACGGCCCUUUGGGGCGUCGGCGACGCCCUCGUUGCAGUUCCGCAUUCCGUGCGCCACCGCAAGCCCCUGCGCGCCGCCGACGCGGAAGAAGAAAAGCCCAUGACGCUCUACGAGACGAAGGAGCCGUUCACGAACCGCUACAGCUCCGUGCUGACGAGCAACAAGAAGCAGGGCGCGAGCCAAGCGAUGCUCUACGCGACGGGCCUCGAGCCCGCGGACAUGGAGAAGGCCUUCGUCGGCGUCGGGUCCAUCUGGUACGACGGGAACCCCUGCAACAUGCACCUGCUGGAGCUGGGCACGAAGAUCCGCGAGUCCUGCCAGGCCGCGGGCUUGGUCGGCUACCGGUUCAACGCGAUCGGCGUGUCCGACGGCAUCUCCAUGGGCACGACGGGCAUGCGCUACAGCCUCCAGUCGCGCGACAUCAUCGCCGACUCCAUGGAGACGGUCAUGUCCGCCCAGUGGUACGACGGCAUGGUCGCCAUCCCCGGCUGCGACAAGAACAUGCCGGGCGUCGUCAUGGCCAUGGGCCGGCUGAACCGGCCGUCGAUCAUGGUCUACGGCGGCACGAUCCGCGCGGGCGAGCAGCCGUCGUCCGGCGAGUCCCUCGACAUCGUCAGCGCCUUCCAGUCCUUCGGGGCCUACGUCUACGACAAGAUCGACGAGGCCGAGCGCCUCGAGAUCACGCGCCACUCGUGCCCGGGCCAGGGCGCGUGCGGCGGCAUGUACACGGCGAACACGAUGGCCACGGCCAUCGAGGCGCUGGGCAUGUCGCUGCCCUACUCCUCCUCGUCGCCGGCGGACUCGGACGAGAAGCUCGCGGAGUGCAAGGCCGCGGGCGCCGCGAUCAAGAAAUUGCUCGAGCUCGACCUCAAGCCGCGCGACAUCAUGACCAAGGCGGCCUUCGAGAACGCGAUCCGCAUGGUCAUGGUCACGGGCGGGUCGACGAACGCCGUGCUCCACCUCAUCGCCAUGUCGCGGUCCUGCCAGGACCCGGCCGUGCGCAUCGGCCUCGACGACUUCCAGCGCAUCUCCGACGAGACGCCGUUCCUCGCGGACCUGAAGCCUUCCGGCAAGUACGUCAUGGAGGACGUGCAGAACAUCGGCGGCACGCCGGGCGUCAUCAAGUUCAUGAUCGACAACGGCAUGUUCGACGGGAGCCAGAUGACCGUCACUGGCAAGACGUGGGCCGAGAACGUCGCGGACCACCCGGGCCUCACGCCCGGCCAGAUGAUCAUCAAGCCUUUGAGCGACCCCGUCAAGGCCACGGGCCACCUCCAGAUCAUGUACGGCAACGUCUGCCCCGACGGCGGCGUCGCGAAGAUCACGGGCAAGGAGGGCGAGACGUUCACGGGCGUCGCCAAGGUCUACGACUCGGAGCCUCUGAUGAUGGAGGGGCUGCAGAACCGGGAGAUCAAGUGCGGCAUGGUCGUCAUCAUCCGCUACGAGGGCCCCAAGGGCGGGCCGGGCCUGCCGGAGAUGCUCACGCCGACGUCCGCGAUCAUGGGCGCGGGCCUCGGCGACUGCGUCGCGCUCCUCACGGACGGCCGCUUCUCCGGCGGGUCCCACGGCUUCUGCAUCGGCCACAUCACGCCCGAGGCGCAGAUCGGCGGGCCCAUCGCCCUCAUCGAGGACGGCGACGCCAUCCAGAUCGACGCGCGCGCCGACAAGCGGACCAUCGACGUGCUCCUCACUCCUCAGCAGUGGGCGGAGCGCCGCGCGGCGUGGAAGCCGCCGCCCCUCCGCGCGACCUGCGGCACGCUCUACAAGUACAUGUCCGUCGUCAAGACGGCCUCCGAGGGCUGCGUCACCGACGAGCAGGUGCCGGACGUGUCGCCGAUCUGGGCGCAGGCGGCGGCCGCGGCGGACACGGGCCCGCUGACCAUCGCCCAGCUCAAGGCCGCGCUCACGCAGCGCGGCGUCAAGUUCAAGCAGCGCGACCGGAAGCACGUGCUCCGGGCCGCGCUCGACGCCGCGCUCUCCGUGCCCGACGGCGCGCCGCCCGAGUCGCCGCCGUGGCUCCAGCCGGAGAACGCCGCGAACCUCGACGCGCGGACCGAGGAGUUCACGGCGUCCCGGUAGGCCACCCUAACACCGACCCUAGCUU